Peronospora matthiolae is the source of this 717-nucleotide messenger RNA. The record is from the annotation of a GenBank genome assembly. Lineage: Eukaryota; Oomycota; Peronosporomycetes; Peronosporales; Peronosporaceae.
AUGCGAUGCGCGAGCAAGGCCGCCGAGAGCGCGUCUGCACGUCUCUGUGCGGACGCCGAAGCAGAAACUACAGCAACUGAUGUCCCAUCGGUUGCUGAAUCGACUCAGCCUGUAUCACCUGGUGAUGCAGGCGCUGGUCAUGAAGACACUCGUGUCUUCACAGAGUACGAGCUCGGUGUCUCGUACUCUCCUGAUACGGAUGACGGAUCCGUAUCGACGGCAAUUGAAUCCAAGCCGCCUGCCAAGCGUGGCAUGAUGGACGAUGCUUUGCGUCGCAGCAUCUUUGGUUCAUCUGAUGAGUCAGAUGAACCAUCGCCGAAGCGAAGGCGCUCGAGGUCGCGAGACUCGGGCGCUAAUAGUGGUGUCGUUUCUCCAAUGGACACCACUUCACAGCGAGGUGCCAGUACUUCUGUCGGCACGUCGCAGGAAGAGCGGGACCGCAAUGUGUUGCGUCUCGCUCCAGAAAAGAAGGCAUGGAUGCCUCCUAAAUCUGUCAUGGAUCACUUGUCGGCGACGACGAGUGAUCGUUAUCGAACACGAUUGUUCGAUUCGUCGAGGAUUCAUCACUUGACCCCAGCGCGAAAGACUAUCGCGCUGAACAUGAGUUCUUCAUCGAUGCUUUCUUCAGACAUCGAUGGUACAGUGGGAAUCACAAACGUGAUGGUCCCUCACUACUUCAGGCGUGGAACGCCUACAUCCAUAAUCUCGAGGAUGUAG